CGAUUGGUUGGCGUUGAGACGAGGGAGGGACAUAUACCCCCAAUAUAUAUCAGGACAUACUGCCCCCUGAUUGGAGGAUGAGUCCGUGACGUUUCACGGAAGUGUCUUGCUACAACGACGCAACUCGGGCAACAUGGGAGAGAAUAACAGCGGAGGCAACCUGGCGCAGGUGCGGCACGUGGUGUUGGUUCUGUCGGGGAAGGGCGGGGUCGGGAAGAGCACGCUGACCACAGAGCUGGCCCUAGCGCUGCGCCAUGCAGGCAAGAAGGUGGGGAUCCUGGACGUGGACCUGUGCGGGCCCAGCAUCCCCCGCAUGCUGAGCGUGGGCCGGCCCGACGUGCACCAGUGUGACGGCGGCUGGGUGCCCGUCUACACGGACUCCAGCAAGAGCCUGGCACUCAUGUCCAUCGGCUUCAUGCUGGAGAACCCAGACGACGCCGUGGUGUGGCGGGGGCCCAAGAAGAACGCCCUGAUAGGUCAGUUUGUGUCGGACGUGGCGUGGGGGGAGCUGGACGUGCUGCUGGUGGACACGCCCCCGGGCACGUCUGACGAGCACCUGUCGGUCGUGGAGAACCUGAGGAAGCACCGCCUGGACGGAGCCGUGCUCGUCACCACCCCCCAGGCCGUGUCCACCGGGGACGUGAGGCGGGAGAUCACCUUCUGUAAGAAGGUUGGCGUUCCCAUUCUGGGCAUCGUAGAGAAUAUGAGCGGCUUUGUGUGUCCGCACUGCUCAGAAUGCAGCAACAUUUUCUCCAAGGGUGGAGGCGAGGAGCUCGCUAAGAUCACAGGCUCACCGUUUCUAGGCUGUGUGCCUUUGGACCCUCUGCUGAGCAGCAGUCUGGAGGGGGGUGGAGACUUCAUGAAGAUGUUCCCAGAGAGCGCAGCCUACAGCGCCAUCACCAACAUCUGCCGCACUCUUCUGGACACCCUUGAAGCUGCUUGAUGGUUCAGAGCCUGAGUGGCACUAUUGACACCUAGGAUAUUCAUGAGAUGGUUGAAAUUACUAGUCGACUAAAUCUGAUUUAUUUUGUCUAUCGAUGAGGACCAAACACUGGAGAGGAUGCAUUCUAUGAAGAACAGCCAAUUGUAUUUAUAUUUUGGCAUGCAAGGCCUUGCAAUGACUGAUAUGAAUACUUUUCUGACGGGAAAUCGAAUUGAGGUUUCUACAUUGUAACAGUUUUCAUGGAUGGAGUUCACCAGAAUAUUUUAAUCCUUAAAUGUGUGUGAUUAAAGUGGGUAAAUUGUUGGAAUAAUCACGCAUGUUUGUUUUAUACUUUAGCGUGUGAAACACUAACCUUUUAACCUACGCAAUGACGUAGGAUUUAAUUGUUAACCCACACAAUGGCAGUUAAUGCACUUUUUGAAAUAAACAAAGUAGUUCAAUGUCUAUUGGGAUUUGUAUUUUAUAUAGAAAGCUUAAUCCUAUAUUUUGCACAGUGGCAUAGAUCGCUAGACAAGGGCUGCCAGAACCCCUGAAAGCAGAAGCAGACGAUGGGGAGGUGGUGGGCCUCUGAACUUUGUUUAACCAAGUACAAGAGUCGAGGAUCAAUCCCUUCAUUUCUGAUAGUUUGGAGGUGACCUCACUGGGUACGGUAUGAGACGCUGACCUGAAGAGAAAUUCAGAAAAUGCAAGGGUGUAGCUUAUAUCAAACUCCAUGCCGGUUAUGAAGAUGGGCUGGGGGGGGGGGGGGUAUGAAAAAUAAGGAGAUGAGGUAUGAAAAUUAAACAUGUGAGACCCAACACUGGGCACACAAAUCUUUAAUGCAAUCCAACAGCAGUACUACAGGGAAAAACGUUGACGUGUUUGAGAAUGCUUUCGUAAUGAUUAAAAUACACUUAACACAAGUCCCACCAUCCAAAUACUAAAGGCAAUCAGAAUCUAUAAACCAAGAUACCUAUCCAGAGGAAUUUCAAUCACUGAUCAAUUCAUCCACAGUGCAUCAACCUAUAGAUGUAUAUCGAUAGAGAUCUAUAUCGAUGGAUCUAGAGAGAUCUCUAGAUCUACAUAGAUCUCUAUAUAUCUAGAUCUAUUAGACACACCAUGGUUAAUUAGACUGUUUCAAGGACAAUAUCUUAUAAAUUAAACCUGGAAAAGAACAAUACUAAAGCCAAGUCUGUCCAAGUUGGGCGUUCACCGGUCUGCCCAUGCAGAGAGUCCUCACAGGAUGGCCAGAGAGAAACCAGCUGGCGCUCAUCUCCCUACGGCCAGACACCAAGUCAA
Molecule: messenger RNA, 2221 nt
Organism: Gadus macrocephalus (Pacific cod)
Lineage: Eukaryota; Metazoa; Chordata; Actinopteri; Gadiformes; Gadidae
Gene: nubp2
Product: nucleotide binding protein 2 (MinD homolog, E. coli)
Exons: 7
Coding region: 134-943 (269 amino acids)
Biological process (GO): iron-sulfur cluster assembly
Cellular component (GO): cytosol
Molecular function (GO): ATP-dependent FeS chaperone activity; 4 iron, 4 sulfur cluster binding; ATP binding
Source: RefSeq, a predicted model, not a curated record